AUGGAAGUGGACGAAGAAACGAAGAGCGCUGUAAUUCCGGACAGCCUGCAAGAAAGUAACGAUGGCUGUGCUUCCGGAAAUAGCGCCUCAACCUCGAGUAAGGAACCUGCUGAGGAAACGACGGAAGCAAAAAAGGAAUAUCAUGGACCGAGGAUGACGAAAGAGGCGCUGAAGAAACUCUGCCGAGAACAUGACCUGUAUUCCGUGCCCGCCCUCAACGACGUCCUCUACCUCCACUUCAAAGGCUACACGGAAAUAGAAAACCUCGAGGAGUACACGAGCCUCAAGUGCCUCUGGCUGGAGAACAACGGCUUCCGCGCCAUCACCGGCCUCCACCACCUCCGCCACCUCCGCUCCCUCCACCUCCACCACAACCUCAUUACCUCCUUGGAUGGACUUCAGAACCUGCGCUCCCUCGUCACGCUCAACGUCUCCUACAAUAUGAUUUCUAGGAUCGAGCACCUCAGCCUAUACAGUACAUAUAACCUCUCUUGA
Messenger RNA from Penaeus chinensis, 495 nucleotides. Its product is annotated as dynein axonemal assembly factor 1-like. The record is from RefSeq and is a predicted model, not a curated record. The transcript is spliced from 4 exons. NCBI's taxonomy places the organism in Eukaryota, Metazoa, Arthropoda, Malacostraca, Decapoda, Penaeidae. Gene Ontology annotation, molecular function: protein binding. Bases 1 to 495 code for a protein of 164 amino acids.